Molecule: messenger RNA, 1510 nt
Organism: Quercus lobata
Lineage: Eukaryota; Viridiplantae; Streptophyta; Magnoliopsida; Fagales; Fagaceae
Product: protein MID1-COMPLEMENTING ACTIVITY 1-like
Exons: 7
Coding region: 88-1263 (391 amino acids)
Biological process (GO): cell surface receptor signaling pathway
Source: RefSeq, a predicted model, not a curated record
CAAACAGGAACCCAAUCAAUAAGUUACUUCUAUAAACUCUUUCUUCUCUGUGUGGCUAUAUAUCACUUCCUAUUACACCGGAGCAACAUGCUGAGCUAUGCACAAACACUACCAUCAUUAGGAGUGGACGCCUUAAGCCUAAGCAAUAUGAUCAUAUCAUCAGCUCAAAACACCACCACACACCGCAAGAACUGCAAGCAACUAGCGGAGCACGUGAGGCUGAUAGGGAACCUGUUGGAGAAGCUGAAAUCAACGGACCUGAUGAACUUGCCGGCGACGAAGGAACCGUUGGAUGGUUUGGAAGAGGCACUGAGGAAAGCACUUGAGUUGGUGGAAAGUUGCAGAGAAAAGAGCUACCUUUACAUGCUUGCCAUGGGGUGGAACGUAGUGUAUCAGUUCCGCCAAGUCCAAGCUGAUAUUGAUCGCUAUCUUCGUCUCGUGCCGUUGAUUUCUUUGGUCCAAGAGUUUCGCAUGCAGAAUAUAGAGGAAGGAUUGCAGGCGAUUGAAGAAGAUCAAAGGGAAUACACCCUCGAAGAAGAAGAUAUGGAAGCCCAAAAUGUUAUAAUCAAACCUGAUCGGACAAAGAGAGAUGCUAAUGUACUGGAGAAGUCGUUGUCUCGUAGGUAUCCUGACUUGGAAUUUCAUGAAGCACUCCAUGAAGAGAAAGACAAAUUAAACAUUGAAUUGCAGCGAUCACAAACAAAUAAUGACCCCGAUCAAUGCCGGGUGAUUGAACACCUCAUUGAUGUAACGGAAAAUGUUGUAAAUGUGCUACCUGGUAAGAAGAUCACAAAACUUCUUGCCAAUGAACCAAUUUAUGUGAUAUCAGGGUAUGUAUCCAAUGUAAAUUCCAGCUAUGGAGACCCCGGAUUAAAGCCAGAAGAUCAAAGUCAAUGGCAAACUGAUCUUUUUGAUUGUUGCAGUGAACCUUGUCUAAGCUUCAAGACCUUCUUCUAUCCUUGUGGAACAUUUUCAUGGAUAGCUAACUUGGUGUCAAAGGGAAAAAUAUCUCGUGAACGCGCAAUCAAUGAUCUAAUGUCAUACUCCCUCUUCUGUGGUUGUUGCUGCUAUAGUUGUUGCAUUAGAAGGAAAUUGAGGAAGCUUUUUAACAUAGAGGGAGGUUCAUGUGAUGACUUCUCAACUCAUCUCAUGUGUUGCUGCUGCGCGCUAGUUCAAGAGUGGCGUGAGCUCGAAAUUAGGGGCUUCGAUGGUUGCCAAGGAAGAAAGAUGAUUCCUCCACCAUACCAAUUUAUGAAGCCCUGAAUCCCCUAUGCAAUGGCUGUCUAUCAAUUCUACUUGUGUACCAGUUGUAGUUAUAAGAAUUAUACAUAAAAACAAAGAGUGAGAUCUGUAGAGCAUAUGGGAAAAGGUAGCUUAGAAGUCAUGUAUCAACCCAUCCAAACUAAAUGAACAUGACAUGGCAAAAUAUAAAAGUUUUCUUUUAGAGCUUAUAUCAUGACAUGACCAUGCUGAUGUACUAUCAAAGAUGCAUUAUCAAAUGGAGAUCAGA